AUGGACACUCAAGUUCCAGCUGAUGGAGUAGAAGCCUUCCCAGGCAUGCAUACAGAACGGGGUGAAAUGGAAGCAGCAGUCUGUGGUGAUGGAGUGGAAGGCUUUCCAGCCUCAGAUCAAGAAGGGGCUGCAAGGGAAGCAGAAGUCCCUGCUGAUGGAGUGGAACCCUUCCCAGCCAUGGAAGUCAUAGACACUGAAAUUGAAACUUCAGUUCGUGAGAGGCAAGUGGACCAACAACCUCACAAGGUUCCUACCUCUGAAGAUGUGAAGCUUCCUAGUGUUGAAGAUGCCCUCCUUCCUACUCCGGAAGAUGGGAAUGGGUAUAGAGUUAUUUGUAAAACGAUGUUACAUUUGUUAGAGGAUUGGAAGAAGACAGAAAUUGAGGGGGUAGGAUGCAAGGUCAGGCCUCCCAUGAAAUGUAACAUAAGUCUGGUUGGUGAUGAAGGGGACAACGAGGCUACUGCCACGGUUCAGAAACCAGAUGCUGAAGGUAAAGGGUGCAGACUUAAGCGGGCUGCGACACCAUUGUUGAGUCCAUUCACCGAUCCCUCCAGGAAAAAGAGGAAGGUUACUGAUUUGCAUGCACAGACACCUCAGCCCCGUUUUGAUCCAACAAAACCCGUGGCCAUGGACGAUGUGAAGGCUAUCAUACAACUUUGCAGGGCUUGGAAAACUGACAUCAGUGCGGAGCUGGAGCUCGAACCAUUUGAAGUUGGGGCAGAUUUUUUUUACAAACUGUUAGAUGAAACUGCAUGGAUGAGCUCGAGGCACCUUGACAUGGCCAUGUUUCUAAUACGCAAAAGACAACUCUCUCAUCCGCAACUAUUUGGAAGGGAGUGGACAACCGCCGAGUUUUGUCUGCAGCAAUUUUUACAGCCGUUUGCAAUGCCAAGUGGGAAAUGA
Molecule: messenger RNA, 903 nt
Organism: Prunus persica (peach)
Lineage: Eukaryota; Viridiplantae; Streptophyta; Magnoliopsida; Rosales; Rosaceae
Exons: 4
Coding region: 1-903 (300 amino acids)
Source: RefSeq, a predicted model, not a curated record